AGUGAUGAUUUGCAAAGAUCGCACAAAUUAAGUAACUCGAAAAAUCAACUAUUUUGGAGAAAUUGAUAUUGUAGAGUUCCGGGGGAAACACAAGAUUUUACUAUUUUACCUCAGUAAAUUUAAUUACCCUUGUCAAUCGAUUUAAUCCAUAUUUCUACAAUCGGGAUACCUAUAAUUUGAUAGUUGUCCCUAUCGAGAAUUACCACGUACUAACUAAUUAAGACAAUUUCUACUAUCGUAGUUAACUGAAUUAAUUAAUUAGCCUUAAGAACGAUAUCCCUGAAAUGACUGCAUAAUUCCCUAUUUAAUCCACUAUCGCUUCGAUAGGCAAUUAUGUCGUGCGAAAUGUGUUCGGUUACUAGGUUUUCACUAUCGUUAUUAACCUAGAAAACUACAAAUCAUUGUGAAGGUGGCCAAUCAACACAAAGCGUUAAACAAUUCCACACGAUAGAAAAUGGAAAAAAAACAAGUCAUGAUUAAAACAUCGAGGCUAGAUAAUGAAAUCCAUAAGUUUCCCCCAGAAAUUGGGGGAUUAGUUCAUGAUGAAAAGAAAGUACAUAAACAUGCUAAUGUUCAACAUGAUGACUAACUACCAAAAACAAAGGAGUAGAGAAAGUACUAAGUGUUGGAGUUAAUCCCCAACUUACAAGAGUCUUCCUUUCUUCAAAAUGCUCAACUCCAAAGUGUGCCAAAGUGAGCUCUCUCCUUUGAUUUUUCUGUCUAAAACUAGUCUCCAAAAGUGUCACUCAAGUCUCCUAGUUGCUACCCUUUUUAAAUCCAUUUUCUGCAGAUUUAAUCCCACAAAACAAGACACUUGCAGGUCACAUUUCCAAGAGAAGACUGCUGCUAGCUUAAGUCUCUUUCUUUGCAAUAAAUUCUUGCAUCAUUUUCUCUAUUGGUGAGCCACCAAAUCCAUUUUCCCACUUCAAGAAAUCUGACCCAAUCCCAAUAAUUUCUAAGGGUUGCUGACAGUUGAGUGAAGAUUCCAACCACAAUAAUUUGAUUUAGGUCUUCAUCGAUUUGGCCUCCUGCUGGACGUUUGCCUCUGCACAUCUGCAUUUUGACACUGCACCUGCAUUUGUCCACUGCACUUUGUUUUGUUCACAAUCUUAGCUUCAAUCUGUGUUAAAUCGCUACAUGUCUUGGUAAUGACACUAGGGCCAUUCCAUGGUCAAUAUGAACUAAUUUAGAGCAAUUUAAACACAUACGUACAUAAAGAUCAAUCAUUUAUGCACAAAAUACAUAUAUGCUUAUGAAGCUUAUCAAAUAUUAUAUACCGAGACCAUAUCUGUUAACUAAAACAACAUGAUCAAUAACAUGAGAACGCUAUUAUUUCCACACCUUCGACCUCGCUUCCAGGUCAGCUUCCUUCGACCUCGCCUUAUCGAUCUCCUACACCUAUUUUCCUCCACCUCUCCUUUGACGAUGAAAAUUGCUGCAGCAGAGGAACUUUCAGCGAGAAUCCAAACAUCUGUUGUUGGAAAGAAGCAGAGAUGAGCAAAAGUGGAAGUGAAAAAGCGAGAACUAAAUUUGCUAUAGCAUUUAGUUGUUGAGUAGGAGAACUGCUGCAAUUCUGUUCCCUGCUGUAAACCUGAAGCAGCUCACCCGAUUGCCCAUGGUUGCAGCUGUUGCAACCCUGUGCAGCUGUUCCCUUCAAGAUUCAAUAUAAGAUUUGCUCAUUAAUUAUACGAAGUAAAAACCGUACGUAUAACUCUAGGGAUAUUGCCGAGAGGUGAAAGUCCCAACAAAAUCAGUCCAGAGUUCAUUGAGCGUCUUCUUUUCUUUAUUCAUGUUCGUCUUUUUCAGCUUUUCUAGCUGCAGUUCUUCCAGCAGCAAAACAAAGAGAGAUAGGAAUGAGGUGGGCAAAGUGGCAAACACUUACAGUGCUCAAGAAGUACUUCGCGAUGGCACCUUGCCUAGUGGAUCUCCUUCCUUCUCAUCGCCUUCGUUCUGCUCCUCCUGUUCCAAAUCGAUUAUGUAUUCCUCCAUGUUUGAGUUCCAUGGCGGCCCCAGCAGAGGAAACUUUAGGGUUUGCGUUGCAGAGAGAAAGGGUUAUGGAGGAGGAAAAGAUGGAAGCAAAGAGGACGUUGUAAUUCAUGGUGGGUGGAGAAGAAGAAGAAAGCGAGGUGUAGGAGAGGAAGUUGGGGAACGGGAACCAAGCUUCGCUUCGCCGGGAACUGUAAGAGAAGAAAUCAGAAAUCGAGCGGUUUCCGAGAUCGAAGGACAGAGGAGGCUAGAGCUCAAUGGAGAGGAAAUUGGGAAUGGGGGCCAAGCUUUGCCUCAGCGAAAACUGUAGGAGAAGAAAGCGGAGAGCGCACGGAUUCCAAGGCCAGAGGUCAGAAGAUGUGACCACAGGGAACAUGGGUCGUAGGCUCGUAGCUUGUUGAAGGAGCCAGCGAGUUCGAGAAGCAAACCAUAGGGCGGACUGACAGAAAGGAGGUGUGUGUCCCGAGAAUUGGGGAAAAGGACAUUGAGAGCUGUCGUGGCGGAGGCGAGGGAAAAGGGGGCAAAGCCGGGUAUCUUUCCCAGCAGAAAGAUAGCAAUCUGAGAACUGGAAGGAAACGACAAAUUAAUGUACAGUAACAUUGCAUUCUUUGCCAAUAAAGUGUACCCACAUUU
Molecule: messenger RNA, 2619 nt
Organism: Linum trigynum
Lineage: Eukaryota; Viridiplantae; Streptophyta; Magnoliopsida; Malpighiales; Linaceae
Source: the annotation of a GenBank genome assembly